GAAAAUUGUAGCCGCCCACGGGAACUUCGACGAAGCGCACGUCAUCGACAAAGUUCCAGAACAAGCUGUCGACAUCGAGGAGCUCAGGAAGGCGGUUUUCGAAGGCGAGGCAGGAUGGAAAGCUCUAGCUGAAGCCAAAGGUGGGCUAGU
Symbiodinium pilosum is the source of this 150-nucleotide messenger RNA. Lineage: Eukaryota; Dinophyceae; Suessiales; Symbiodiniaceae. The record is from the annotation of a GenBank genome assembly.